Messenger RNA from Pelobates fuscus (common spadefoot toad), 509 nucleotides. Its product is annotated as syncollin-like. The transcript has a single exon. Gene Ontology annotation, biological process: exocytosis. Gene Ontology annotation, cellular component: secretory granule membrane. The record is from RefSeq and is a predicted model, not a curated record. Bases 34 to 429 code for a protein of 131 amino acids. NCBI's taxonomy places the organism in Eukaryota, Metazoa, Chordata, Amphibia, Anura, Pelobatidae.
UUUGUCAGAAUACAAGCUAUUUGCUUGGCAGCCAUGAUGACCCUCAACUUUCUCUUCCUCCUGCCUCUCUUGUUUUGGGGCAUAAUGGCUCAGUGCCCCUCAGCAGCUGACCUGGUGAAUGACAGCGGGGAGAAACUCUGUGCCCGCAUGUUUGAACACAGCAACAUGUACUUUGAUCAGUCGUGCGGUGGUAAUUUUCUCGACGUCAAGAAUGGUGAUGACUUCCCUUACAUGCCUCUGGGAUGGGGAAACAAGAUUUCAUCGCUGGUUGUUGGAAACCGCUGUACCCUGAAAGUGUGGAGCAAAGCAGGCAAAACUGGCAAUAACCGUUCUUUCUCUGCUGGGAUUGUCUACCAACUGAAGGACUAUGCCAAUGGCCUGUUUGGGGACUGGAAUGACGCAAUCCAAGGCUAUUAUUGCACCUGUUAAAAAGAACAUUUAGAGGACUCCGGGGAAGGUGAUUUGUUGAACAAUUAACCAUUCCAUGUCAUUAAACAAUUAGUGCUGUA